AUAAUGCAGGCAAAGGCACCAGAGUCUGGCAAUGGCAGUACACCAGCAGAGACAAUCAAUUCUUCUUGUUCUUCUUCCUCUUCAUCAUCAUCAUCAUCUUCUUCUUCUUCUACUACUACUGCUACUACAGCAGAGUUGACGAACGACUCUACUUCUUCUGGUACACUCACACCAGGGACAAGCAGUUCCACUACUACAUCCAAUGCACUGGUUCCGGUGAAUCCAAGGCCUAAUGAUACAAGAGCGGGGAGGAAAGCGUUAAAAGCGAUGGAGAUUCUGCUCGCACUGGGAAAUAUCUUUCUUACUUCCAGCCAGUGUACCAUUAUGUGAUGAAGACUGAUCCAGCAAAUACAAACUUGAGUCAAACAGUCAAACUUGUGAAUGGGAGAGUGGGGCCAACUAUAUAUAUCACGCCGAUGGAGUCUUUUUUUUAUA
Prunus avium (sweet cherry) is the source of this 435-nucleotide messenger RNA. The record is from RefSeq and is a predicted model, not a curated record. NCBI's taxonomy places the organism in Eukaryota, Viridiplantae, Streptophyta, Magnoliopsida, Rosales, Rosaceae.